Carya illinoinensis is the source of this 1090-nucleotide messenger RNA. RefSeq names its product ylmG homolog protein 1-2, chloroplastic-like. The record is from RefSeq and is a predicted model, not a curated record. Gene Ontology annotation, cellular component: membrane. Lineage: Eukaryota; Viridiplantae; Streptophyta; Magnoliopsida; Fagales; Juglandaceae. Bases 71 to 769 code for a protein of 232 amino acids. The transcript has a single exon. Gene Ontology annotation, biological process: chloroplast fission.
CCGUUAUAUCGACUCAAUUUCCGUUAAUCGUUUCCUUCAAAGAAGACUGCUUUGAGCUGAGAAGCAAACAAUGGCUCCUCUAAUUACCUCCCAAGCCGUCCGAAACCCUCUCCUCCUCACACCGCCAAACCUCAAACCCACCUUCUAUUCCCCUCGCUGCCACCUUUUGUCUUUUCGUAACCACUCGAAACCCCUAUCUCCCCGCCUCACCGCCAAGCGUAACCUAGCCACCCUUGUUCUCGCUUCGGCUUCCCCUGCUCCUCCCGCUCUUCAUCCACGAACCCCUCAAAUCCCGACUCAGUCACAGUCUCCGCUUACCCAAACUGUCACCACCAUUGCAGCCAUAGUCUUAUCCUUCUCCACCCUUUUCAGCAAGCUCGUCGAAAACCUUGCACCCCAAAUCACCCAACAAGUCGUUCUGCAGAGAAACUUGGUUAGUACGGCUGGGCCGCUAUUCUUCGCCGCGUUAAAAGGUCGGCCCUCUGGGUACCUGAACACGCCGCUGACGGUGGUGGCCGCGGGGUUGGGCAAGUGGCUCGACAUCUACAGUGGGGUUUUGAUGGUUAGGGUUUUGCUCAGUUGGUUCCCCAACAUUCCCUGGGACCGCCAGCCCUUGUCCGCGAUUCGGGACCUCUGCGAUCCCUAUUUGAACCUCUUCCGGAAUAUAAUCCCACCGAUCUUCGACACGUUGGAUGUUAGCCCGCUCUUUGCUUUCGCGGUGUUGGGCGCUCUUGGUUCUAUUCUUAAUAGCAGCAGGGGCGUGUAUUGAGGAAGAGAGGAUUGCUGGGUUUCCUCUGUUCUUCACGGUUAUAUCCUUUCCUAUGUUGGCAGGCUUCAGCUGGUAAAGACUAUUCUAUUUUCUAUCCAGGUUUACUGGUCUUAUCUCUUCUUCUAGUGUUCCUUUUCUUUAUGUAAUAUAACCAAAUAUGUAUAUAAGUUCACAGUUUUAGAUAUUGAAGUUUGAUAUGUAUAUUACGUUUUCUAAUCCUAAUUGUUAUAUUGGCCUUAGCUUAGGAUUCUGUCAUAAUGGAAAUAAUACAAUUUUGUGGGAAGUUAGAAUUCUGUAUAGCAAUUAGUAUUAAUUUCUCAA